GCAAUAUUCGUCAUGGAUCCGGCAGAAGUGUACUGGAUCAUGGGGAGUGGGAACUAUAGUGGUGACUCCUACAUGAUUCAGAGAAGAAGCCUGGACAUGACUACCGAGGAUAAAGAACCAGUGAAGACAAUCCAGCAAAGUCUGUACGAGAUUAUGGACACUGGACCAGAUGAACCCUACCACCUUCCCCGUGGCUCCUACGGUAUAGGGAAGGCGGGUGGAACGGCGGGUGAAGUAAACACCAUCGGCUGGGAGGGCGACUGGACCACGAUGCUGUACCUGGGUGCCGGCCUGGGCUCCAUCAUCCUCAUCCUCUCCAUCUCCGUUUGCUGCGUGAGCCGGAAGUGGAAACAGGAGAGAAUGCUGAGGGCCCAGAUCGAGGCUGCUUCCGCUUCCGGUGCGAUGGUGCCCGUAUGGGAUUAUGGGGUUCCGGUUGUUCUGAAACCUCCCGUCAUGCCCUACAAAGCAAUCCAGCCCAUGAGAUACUAUAAUGUGCCUCGCAGAGAGCAGGUUAUUGUGUAGGUCUUUGGAAGAAAUCAUUUCGCACCAACAAUAUACAAAC
This is a messenger RNA of Branchiostoma belcheri (Belcher's lancelet), 562 nucleotides long. RefSeq lists its product as uncharacterized. The transcript has 2 exons. NCBI's taxonomy places the organism in Eukaryota, Metazoa, Chordata, Leptocardii, Amphioxiformes, Branchiostomatidae. The coding region runs from base 13 to 522 and encodes 169 amino acids. The record is from RefSeq and is a predicted model, not a curated record.